UCAGCCUGGUCAAGGUGGUCAAGGUGGUCAGACACAAACUGGCACUCAACUUCCUGGCUCAUCAACGGAUCCUUCUAUGAGUACCACUGCAACAGAUCCCUCAGUUCAACCUGGACACGGUGGACAUGGUGGUCAAACACAAACUGGCACUCAACUUCCUGGCUUAUCAACGGAUCCUUCUACAAGUACUACUGCAACGGAUCCUUCAGUUCAGCCUGGACAAGGUGGUCAAACACAAACUGGUACUCAACUUCCUGGCUCAUCAACAGAUCCUCCUACAAGUACUACUGCAACGGAUCCCUCAGUACAAGCUAGUCAAGGUGGUCAAGUUCAGCCUGGACAAGGUGGUCAAUCACAAACUGGCACUCAACUUCCUGGCUCAUCAACUGAUCCUUCCACAAGUUCUACUGUAACGGAUCCCUCAGUUCAGCCUGGUCAAGGUGGUCAAGGUGGUCAAUCACAAACUGACACUCAACCUCCUGUCUCAUCAACGGAUCCUUCUAUUUUUAAUGGAAAAACUGACGAAUAUCCAUUGGAGAAACGAAUAUGUGGUGAUUUCAAGUCAGUGAGUCCGAUUAUAUCGGAGGGAAAUUACUUGCUUAUACGGUAUGAGUACGCGGUUGUAGGCUUAAAAAUUGACACAUUGUCUUUUGAAGCAAGAUAUAGUCGGAUUUGUGAGGACAAAUUUUUCGGUCCUGAUGAUGGAAUUUUUAUGACACCCAAUUAUCCUAACCCCUAUUUUGAUCAUAUGACUUGUACAUAUGACAUUUAUGGUCCAUUGGGGAGUGUGAUCCAUAUUAAGUUUGCAGAUUUUCAAAUAUCUGAAAGUGUGCCAACGCUUCUGGAUGAAGAUGGCCACAAUGUGAAAUUGAAGCAACUUAACGACAGUGAUGUUGAUGAAAAUCUUAAUUUUGUUGAGGUUUAUCUAUCUAAGAUAAGUAAACGUCGAUUUUAUAAGAAUGCUACUCCAGAACCAUUGGUAUCCAGCCAAAAUCACUUGCGUAUUAUUUUCAAAACGGCAGAAAAUAGUCGUAGGGCGAGAGGAUUAAAAAUAGAAUAUUCUUUUGAAACUGUGCGUUGUGGUGGAAUUUUCACGGAAUCACGUAACAGUUACGAAAGCAACGAGAAGCUCAGUGACGUCUCUUAUUGUGAAUGGAUUAUUGAAGCACCAGAAAAUAAACACAUAUCUUUGACUCUAACCUACACACCACCACAAAAUGCCAAUAACUUCAGUCUUUCCUUGCAUUCAAAACUACCUGAUACCAAAGACGAAAAGCUUCUGGCUAGUUACUCUCAAAAUAUUUAUUUGAAUGAAGUGUUUCACACGAGUGUAUUGACAAUAAAGUCUGUUAAUGGCUUAACUAAUUCUUCUGACUACUUUCCGGCGUAUAUAUCUUUCAAUUAUACUUUAGUGGAUAGUGCGGAAAACUGUGGUGGAAAUUUCAGUACAAGGUUCGGUGUACUUACGUCACCUGGUUGGCCAAUGCCUUACGGUAAUGACUUGGAUUGUGUAUGGAUUAUAAUGGCGCCACUCGGUCACACAAUAGAACUUGUGCCUAAGGAAUUCGGUUUGGAGCAAGUUUCGACUGUAUGCGAUGAUGAUUUCUUAGAGAUAAGGAAUGGCAUGUUUAGUAAUUCUCCACUAAUUGGUCAAUAUUGUGGAGUGAAAAUACCAGACCGAAUACCAUCUUUUACAAAUGUGUUAUAUAUACGCUUUGUAUCGGAUUGGUAUAUUUCUGAUAAAGGGUUCAAUAUUGUUUGGCAGCAAACAAGUACUGGUUGCGGAGGCAAACUAGAUUCAUUCUCAGGUUCCAUACAUUCGCCACAUAAUGCGGAAAUAUCUGGUGAAGUGGUGUGUAGUUGGAGUAUAACCGUUUCACCCGGUUCCGUUAUAAAUCUUAAUCUCACUUCUAAUAAUCCAAGUGCCUUAUGUAGGCAAAAUAGUUUAACAAUUUAUGAUGGUCCCUUAACAAAUAGUCCCACACUCAAGCUAAACUGCACAAAUUUCGGAGAUGUGUUAACAUUGCAGUCAACAUCAAACAAAGUACAUGUACGUUAUAGUGCUGAUGGAGAUGGACUUAAAUUUGUACUGAAUUAUGUAACGAAUUGCAACGUAAUCAUUAAUAGUUUGCAGGGCAUCAUCGAAUCUCCUAAUUUUCCAGAAAAUUAUCCAUAUGACUUGAAAUGUGCUUGGGAGUUACGCGGAGGUCGUAAAAUGUCUCUUCUUUUUUCUCAUUUGGAUGUAGAAGGUUCGAAAUUGGACUGUGCAUAUGAUUACAUAGAAGUUGUAGAUAUGCGUAAUGAUGAAGUACUUUCCACUCAACAUUUAUGUUCCAUACCCACAAGUACAAUUACAAACAGUGGCAGCCAUCUCAUAUUAAAAUUUUUCAGCGAUGGCUCCUUUAGUAAAAAAGGAUUUCAUGCAGAGUUCAAAGUUGUUGGAUGUGGUGGUCAUUUAACGGAUAAUAACGGGCGCAUUGAUACCCCCAAUGCUCCAUAUAGUGUAGAUAUCGAUUGCAGAUGGUAUAUAGAGGUCCCAUCAGAUAGACAAAUUGUACUUAAUAUCAACUCAGUUCAAUUUGGUUCAUCGAAACAUUGUGAUUCAGAUUAUGUGAUAAUAUCAGAAUCAUACAAUGCUUUAGAAUUCAACAAGCAGUGCGAAAGAAGUAUUAAACCUUUAAUUUUUACUUCAUUUGCGAAUCGUUUAUUUAUACAUUUUCAUACAAGUGAGAGACGGGAGCAAAAGUUUCUUAAAGCUUCAUACUUCACUAAAAAAGCUGAUUGUGGUGGAACUUAUCAUGGAGGCAGUAACACUAUCUCAUCACCCAACUACCCUCAUGACCAACUGAAAAAUAUCGAAUGUGUUUGGUAUAUAACAGUGGAUGACGGUAAAAAUAUACUCUAUGGAUUGAAUGGAUAUAAUGUGACGAGCUCAUUAAAUUGCACCAGUGCUUCCAUAACAAUUAGUGAAGAAUUAAAUGGAGUUUGGACACCAAAAAAACCAAUUUGUGGUGAUAGUGAAUAUGUAUCUUCAAUGGAUCUUUACAAUCUUUGGUUUAGUGUAGGAAAUCAAAUAAGUAUUACCGUAAAGACCGAUGUUAAUAGUACUGCAAUGUUUGCCUUUUCAUAUUACGAGGAAUGCCAUGUCACGUUAACCGAUACCAGUGGUGUUCUUAGCUCCAUUUCUUCGAAAUAUUGCAAAUGGGUUAUUGUAGCAACAGAAGAAUGUGAUGGUAAGCCUUUACACAGUUUAAAGAUAUAUGACGAUUCUAAAACAUUAUUACACAAUUUUUGUGAGGAGCACACAUCACAUGUUAUCGCAUCAAGUAAUUUGACUAUUCAAGCUCAGUUUAUAAACUUCCGUGCUUCAUACUCCACCAUACAGACGUCAUGUGGUGGUGUUAUAACGUCUCUGCGUGGCACUUUAGCGUCGCCUUAUUAUCCUAGUACUUAUCCAUCAAAUGUAGAAUGUGUUUGGGAUAUACGAGCUUCGAAGGGUAACUUUAUUGAAAUCAAUUUCGUAAACUUGGAUAUGGCAGAGUCAGAUCGUUGCAAUAAUGACUUUUUGGAGCUUCGAACUACAAUUCGUGGUAAAAUAUUAGCAACUUUAUGUGGAAAAAAUAUGCCGACAGCUCCGAUUGUAGUACUUGAAAACAUAUGGAUUAAAUUUCGCAGUGUGGAAGGCAGUUCCGGCAAUGGCUUCAAGUUGACAUGGAACUAUGGUACUUCGCACAAAAUCUCUUCAUUAUCGGCAGUUGCGUAG
Molecule: messenger RNA, 3763 nt
Organism: Teleopsis dalmanni
Lineage: Eukaryota; Metazoa; Arthropoda; Insecta; Diptera; Diopsidae
Product: cubilin-like
Exons: 13
Coding region: 77-3763 (1228 amino acids)
Source: RefSeq, a predicted model, not a curated record